AGAAUCAUGACGACUACACAAGGAACACCAGAAUCAGACACUGGAAGCUUUGAAUGCUUUCAAAAUUAUACAGCACCAGAGGUGUUCAUACAAGGACUAGCAGGAAUAGUAGAUCAGCAAGAUGUAGAAUCUAUGAUACGAGCUCAAAAACAAAUGUUACAAAGAUUUGAAAAAACGAAUGAAAUGUUAACUAAUUGCAAUCAAUUAUCAAUAAAUAGAUUAAAGACAGCAGGAGCUGAAUUUAAAAAGCAUACUGCUCUGUUGAUAGAAAUGAAAAAAGACUUGGACUACAUUUUCAAAAGAAUACGUAUAGUGAAAAAUAAAUUAAGUCAACAAUAUCCACAGGCAUUUAAUGAGGCCGUUAGAAGCAGUUUGGCUGAAGAAGUAAUUGUUGAGGAUAUUGAUUGUUCGGUAAAGCCAUUGGAACCAGAAAUAGUUCCUCUGCCAAGUGCUACAGUCAAUGAUACAGAGAGAGAUCCAGAUUCUGAUGUUCCAGUCGAGGAGUUUCAGUUCGCGAAGCUGCGUAAAAGGCGAAUUAAGAGCAACGACAGUUCAUCGACGGAGAGCAACAACGAUCAGAGUAUCGCCGACACGUCAUCCUGCACUUCCGACACCGGUUGAAUUUUCGCGCGAGUUGGCCAACGAGCUGUUUGAAAGGGAGCGGGAAAACUACGCGGAGAGAAAGAGAAAAAGAGAGAAAGAAAGAGAGAGAGAGAAAGAGAGAGUGAGAGAGAGAGAAAGAUAAAUAGAGGAGAGAGGGAAAGAAAAUGAAUGAAAUAGAGAAGGAGAAGAUAAAAAGAGAAAAAAAAACGAAUGAGAUACUUGCGUGUUUAUAUCGCGGCAAGUCACGAUGAUGUUCGUUGCGAACCUUAACUCGACAAUAAAGAAAAAAAAAAAAGAAAUGACAAAAGAAUAACUACAAAUAUGCCUCUUUUACUCAUUGCACGAUUGCAAGUUCUGUAAUACACGCGUAUGAAUAUCAAUGUCCAAAUGAAGAGAUUCAAGGUCAAUAAAAACAUUCUUUAUGUGUACAUGAAAGUUAACAGUGUUGAUCAUUUAGCGCGAAAAUAAUUCAUUCAAAGUAAUUAUAUGCGAAUAAUAUAUAGUAAUUUUGUGAUAUUA
This is a messenger RNA of Vespa crabro (European hornet), 1122 nucleotides long. RefSeq names its product kxDL motif-containing protein CG10681. Bases 7 to 621 code for a protein of 204 amino acids. Gene Ontology annotation, biological process: lysosome localization. The transcript has 4 exons. Gene Ontology annotation, cellular component: BORC complex. The record is from RefSeq and is a predicted model, not a curated record. Lineage: Eukaryota; Metazoa; Arthropoda; Insecta; Hymenoptera; Vespidae.